Vicia faba (fava bean) is the source of this 711-nucleotide messenger RNA. Lineage: Eukaryota; Viridiplantae; Streptophyta; Magnoliopsida; Fabales; Fabaceae. The record is from the annotation of a GenBank genome assembly.
AUGGAUUCUUUAGAGUUAGGGAACACCGAUUCUUGGGAUUUCCUCGAUUACUCAUUCAUCGACCCUCCCCCCACCGAUUUCCUCUGGUCCAAUCCAAGUGAUUUUGCGAGUGUGAACACGGAAAUUGACAUUCGAAGCAGUGAUUUUGCAAGUGUGAGUGCGGAAAUUGAUAUUCCAAGUGGUGUUGUUGUGUGUCAAGAAGAGAAUACCAGGAAGAGGGGACGCGCUGAAUCAUGCCACAAGGCAGGAACAAAAGCUUGCCGUGAGAAAUUGCGGAGAGAAAAACUCAAUGAAAGGUUUUGUGAUUUGAGUGCUGUUUUGGAUCCCGGGAGACCUGUGAGAACCGAUAAGCCUGCUAUACUUGACGAUGCUAUCAGAGUCUUGAACCAACUUAAAACUGAAGCUGAGGAACUCAAAGAAACAAAUGAAAAACUGUUGGAGGAAAUAAAAUGUUUAAAGGCAGAGAAAAAUGAACUUCGCGAAGAGAAGCUUGUUCUGAAAGCUGAUAAAGAAAAGAUGGAGAAACAGCUGAAAACUUUGCCUAUUCCACCAGCAGGAUUUAUGCCUCCUCCUCCUAUGGCUGCUUAUCAAGCACGGGUGAACAAGAUGGCUGUUUACCCAAACUAUGGAUAUAUCCCAAUGUGGCAAUAUCUUCCUCAAUCAGUUCGCGAUACAUCCCAAGAUCAUGAGCUCAGGCCUCCUGCUGCAUAG